This is a messenger RNA of Lotus japonicus, 2070 nucleotides long. RefSeq lists its product as uncharacterized. The record is from RefSeq and is a predicted model, not a curated record. Bases 1 to 2070 code for a protein of 689 amino acids. Gene Ontology annotation, molecular function: aspartic-type endopeptidase activity. Gene Ontology annotation, biological process: proteolysis. NCBI's taxonomy places the organism in Eukaryota, Viridiplantae, Streptophyta, Magnoliopsida, Fabales, Fabaceae. The transcript has 2 exons.
AUGCGAGGUAAAACUCCAGCUGAUCAACUAUCGUUCGAUCCUGAGAUCGAAGCUACAACUAGAAGGAACAAUAGCAAGACAAAGAGGAGAAAACAAUUAGCUAGGCAAAGAAAGGAACAAGAAGCAUCAUCUUCUUUAAUCUCUUCAAGCAAUCAAGAGCGAAACAUCAUGGCAGCUGCUGGAGGUCAUGACAAUGGAGAUAAUAAUGCAGGUUUUGUGAACUUCACACCGAGGAACAUGACAAGACUUGGGAGACCUGCAGGGAAUGAGAGGCCUCCUGAGAUGAAGUCCGGAUUGGUACAACUGAUGUAUGCCAAUCCAUUUGCUGGUUUGGACCAUGAGAAUCCGCACACACAUUUGACAAAGUUCUAUGAACUUUGUGGCAAUGCUGGUCUUACUCAAGCUGAGGAAGAAGCUGUGUUUCUGAGGCUUUUUCCCUUGACUCUACUUGGGAAAGCAAAGGAGUGGUUUUUAGAUCAACCACAAAGUAGCCUUACUGAUUGGAAUGAACUUGAACGGAAAUUCUUGGCAAGGUAUUUCUCUUAUUCUAAAUUUAUGGAUUGUAAAACUGCGAUUUCUGCUUUCUCUCAGCUUGCAGGUGAAAGCUUAUGUGAAACUUGGGAGAGGUUUAAAUCUUUGUUGAGGAAAUGCCCGAACCAUGAGUUUGAUGCAAGGUCCCAAAUCCAUAUCUUUAGAAAGGGCUUGCAGCAACCAACUAGGUUGAUUCUGGACGCAACAUCCGGUGGUUCUUUAAUGGCUAAAUCGCCUACUGAAGCCACUCAAAUCAUUGAAGCAAUGGCCUUAAAUGAUCAACAAGAUCAACAUCACCGAGGUCCACCUAGGAGAGGAGGAAUGAUUGAGCUUGGAGCAACUGAUGCUGUUUUGGCUCAAAAUAAGCAGCUUCAACAACAACUAGAUGAAGUAAAACAAAAGCUCGCAGAUCUUCCAAAGCAACUAAAAGAGAUGCAUGAUUCCUCUUCUAGAAAACAGGUAUAUAGAUGUGAUGUUUGUGCAGGUGAUCAUCAUACUAGUAGCUGUGAUCAGAAUCAAGAAGAAGUGAACUAUGUGGGAAAUCAGCAGAGGCAAGGUCAGUACCAGAACAACUACCCUAGGGGAGGUAACCAGUACAAUAACCAACCUUGGAGGCAAGACACAGGACCAUCUUCCAGCAGGGCACCACCAUUACCUUAUCAGAAUCAUCAAUACCAACAACCACCAGUGGAUAGGACUGCAAAACUGGAGGAUACACUAACUCAAUUUAUGCAGGUUUCGAUAUCCAACCAGAAGAAUACUGAUGCAUUUAUUAAAAACUUGGAAGUACAGGUUGGACAGAUGGCUAAACAAUUGAGUCACCUGACUACUGAGCAGAAAGGGAAGUUCCAUGCCAAUACAGAAGACAAUCCCAGGGAGCAUUGCAAUGCAAUAUUCACAAGAAGUGGGAGAGUAGUUGGUGGAGAGAUUGAUCAUGAGAGGCAAAGGAGGAGAUUUCUAGAUAUUUUCAGGCAUUUGAACAUCACCAUGCCAUUUACUGAGGCAUUGGAGCAAAUUCCGUCAUAUAGCAAGUACACGAAAGAGCUGCUGAAAAAAAAGGACAGAUUGAAAGCAUUGCAUGAAGAUGAGGUGAUUCAGCUCAAGGGACGUUGUAGUGCAAUUCUGCAACGCUUACCACCUCCAAAACAUAGAAGUUCUAAGAGUCUUAUCUUGCCUGUUAAACUUGAUAAUAAUCAAUCCUGUAAUGCACUGAUAGACUCUGGGGCUACCAUCAAUUUAAUGCCCCUUUCUUUGUUGAAGAGGUUGGGAGAUGUGGAACUAGAGCCUACAAGGAUGACGCUGCAACUAGCUGACAAGUCAGUCAAAUUGCCUCAAGGAGUUGCAGAAAAUGUGACUGUAAUGGUAGAGCAGCUGAAUUUCCCAAUAGACUUUGUGGUUGUAGAUGUGCCUGAAGACAAGGAGAUCCCAAUCAUCUUAGGUAUGCCAUUCAUUAUAACUGCUAGGACAGCGUUUGAUGUGGAUACUGGGAUCCUGAAGGUGAGACAAGGUGAAGACAAAGCAAAGGUAUGGUUUCUUUAA